CCCCAGCCACGAGGCGGCCGUGGGCCACCCCUGCCCUCUCUUUGUUUGGGCACACGGCUCGGUAACCGCGGACCUUGGGGAUGGAGAUUAGGCGGCUCCCUAGCCUCCGUGGACCCCCGCUGCUAAGCCUCCCGAACAGUUGCUGUUCAGGUUCCCAGCCAUGCGUAUAAGUUCUCUCGGAUCCCGGAAAACAGGCAGGGGGAGAGAUGGUCAUAUUCUCCCAAGGAGCCCUGACGAGCAACAAUUUUUCAUCGCUUUUUUUUGUUUUAUUUUUCGACAUUUUUUUCUUCUUCAACCAAAUGCUCCAUGCUAUCUGAGACUCUCCCAGAGAGAGACCACUUCCAGAGGCCAGCUGAUAUACGGUCAUGUUUGUCUCAUUCUGAGACUGAAGGUCUUCAACAACAGGAGUGAUGCACACUUCAGUGGUCGGCUGCAGAAUGAGUUUGGGUUUACUUUUUAAUGGACUGCUUGUCUCUGUGGUAGCAGCUUUACUUUGGGAAUACUCCAAGUUAAGAGAACAUGCUACUGUGCUCGAGGAAGAGUUGCACAUGACACAGAAGUCCCAAGAUUUGACAAAAGCUCAUAUCGACUAUCAUCUAGCUCUACAGGGUCUACAUGAAGAUGGUACCCGUAUGGUGUGCAGCAGCAAAAUGCACACUGAUCGCAUCUGCAGCUUUGAUUAUCUUUGCUACUGUACAGAGGCAGAUGAGUUUGUAUUCUUCCAUUCAAAUUCCUCCAUUAUGUUGCCAAACUUGGGUUCCAGACGAUUCCAACCUGCUCUGCUUGACAUGUCCUCAGUAGAAGAUCACAAUACCCAGUAUUUCAACUUUUUAGAGCUUCCAACUGCUGCUUUGAAGUUCUUGUCCAAGCCUGUGUUUGUACCAGAUGUGACAUUAAUUUUUAACAGGUUUAAUCCUGACAACUUAAUGCAUGUUUUUCAUGAUGAUCUGCUGCCAGCCUUCUUUACUAUGAAACUGUAUUCAGAUCUUGAUGACCGGGCACGUUUGGUGUUCAUGGAGGGUUGGGGUGAAGGGCCACAUUUUGACCUGUACCGACUUUUAAGCAACAAACAGCCACUUCUCAAACAGCAGCUAAGAGACUUGGGAAAGCUAAUUUGUUUUACUAAAUCUUAUGUGGGUGUAUCCAAGAUGACAACUUGGUAUCAAUAUGGGUUUGUUCAGCCGCAAGGGCCCAAGGCUAACAUUUUGGUCUCAGGAAAUGAGAUUCGACAGUUUUCUAAAGCUGUUAUGCUUAAAAUGAACAUCACAAGAAUUGAAGAGGUGGAGAAGGAUGCUGGUAAUGCUAGAGAUGAUAAUAAGAAGGAUGAAUACAUAGUUGUGUUCAGUCGGUUAACAACAAGGCUAAUACUGAAUGAAGCUGAGUUAAUGAUUGCACUGGCUCAGGAGUUCCAGAUGAAAGUCUUUAAAGUUUCCCUGGAGGAACAAUCAUUUCCUAGCAUUGUCCAGGUUAUCAGUGGUGCUUCCAUGCUCGUGAGCAUGCAUGGAGCCCAGCUUAUCACCUCGCUUUUUCUCCCCAGAGGAGCUGUUGUGGUUGAACUUUUCCCCUUUGCUAUAAACCCAGAGCACUAUGUCCCAUACAAAACCCUUGCCAACCUUCCAGGCAUGGAUCUACACUAUUUUUCAUGGAGAAACACCAAGAAGGAGAACACUGUUGGCCAUCCAGACAGACCGUGGGAACAAGGAGGUAUAGCUCACUUAGAGAAGGAAGAGCAGGAGCAAAUAUUGGCAAGCCAGGAAGUCUCAAGGCACCUGUGUUGUCGCAACCCUGAGUGGCUCUUUCGAAUCUACCAAGAUACUCUCAUAGAUAUCCCGUCACUCCUGGUCGUUCUCAGGGAGGGCAUGAAAACUAGGCUAAGCUUCAAGAAGUCCAAACCUGUCAGUAAGAUUCAUCCAGGUAGGGUCAGACAACCCCAGUGUCAAACCUCGGUGCAAGCCACUGACAAGGCACAGCUUACGAUCUCUUGGAAGAUCCCAUGGAAUAUGAAAUACCUGAAAGUGAAAGAGGUUAAGUAUGAGGUUUGGAUUCAAGAACAAGGAGAAAAUACCUACAUGCCUUACAUCCUUCAACAGCUAAACUACACGUUUUCAGAAAAUAUUAAGCCUUUUAUCACCUACAUGGUAUGGGUCAGGUGUAUAUUCAACAACAACCUUCUGGGUCCCUUUGCAGAUGUUCUUGUGUGUAGAACUUGAGGCAGUAUGUUGCUGUACAAUUGUAAUAUUAUAUGUUGUAUUCAUUUUUGUUUUUGACCUUCAAGAUAUAAUGAAGUCAAUGUUUUUAAUUAACAAUUGCCCUGUCACGCAAAGUUGUAACUUAACAAUUAUGGAGUGGAGUUAAAUUUGUAACAGUUUUGAAAAUAGUAAAUGUGAUUUUUGGUGUGAACAACCCCAAUUCCAAUGAAGUUGGGACAUUGUAUUAAACAUAAAUAAAAACAUAAUACAAUUAUUUGUAUAUAUAAUCAUGUUCAACCUAUAUUUAAUUGAAUACACCACAAAGAGACGAUAUUUAAUGUUCAAACUGAUAAACUUUAUUGUUUUGAGCAAAU
Molecule: messenger RNA, 2563 nt
Organism: Phycodurus eques (leafy seadragon)
Lineage: Eukaryota; Metazoa; Chordata; Actinopteri; Syngnathiformes; Syngnathidae
Gene: pomgnt2
Product: protein O-linked mannose N-acetylglucosaminyltransferase 2 (beta 1,4-)
Exons: 2
Coding region: 411-2210 (599 amino acids)
Biological process (GO): protein O-linked glycosylation via mannose
Cellular component (GO): endoplasmic reticulum
Molecular function (GO): protein O-acetylglucosaminyltransferase activity; protein binding
Source: RefSeq, a predicted model, not a curated record